Molecule: messenger RNA, 1767 nt
Organism: Cantharellus anzutake
Lineage: Eukaryota; Fungi; Basidiomycota; Agaricomycetes; Cantharellales; Hydnaceae
Exons: 6
Coding region: 1-1767 (588 amino acids)
Source: RefSeq, a predicted model, not a curated record
AUGGCGACUGCAGCGGCAGCCCCUACAGUUAUAAAACUGCCACUUGGUAGUAUUCCUCGAUGGGAGGAAGGCGAAGAUGAUGCCAGUCUGAUAGAAGACAAUCGGGGCGAGGACGCUGAGCAGCAAGCCACAAAGACUCUUAAAUCAAUUCCAGAGUAUCAGUGCAGUGUCAUCACCACGGCCAGAAAGCUUGACACACUGCUUUGCAGUCUUGUGCUUCUACAUACUCUGAGACAAUCCCGUUCAAGGUGGAUCAACAACCCUCCUUUAACUAAAUUUUCUGUGCGACAUCGAGGGAAAACCACUAUUGAUAUUCACCAGCCCCCACAUAGUCUUGUCUUUCUGGGAAGAUGUGAUGUAGAGAUAGGACCGCAUGUUUUCCUCGACACGAAGUUCAUGGAGGUGCAGUGGGACAACAUGUACCAACCACUGACUUCUGCGGGCUCAGCGCCUCCGACUCUCUUGCUCAGGACAGACAUCAUCAUCGAGCUUAGGGAGAACUCUGCGGAACGUUUCCUAUUGCCAUUAGACGGUGCCGUGGUUGAGCGAGCUUCUGAGCGCGGUCAAGUGUUCACUUUACUCUCGCUUCUACUGGACAUCCCUCCUGAAUCGACUCCAACUGGUACUCCCAAUGCUAGCACCAAACAGCCAGUCAACAUGAGACUCGCCCAAGGCACUACUUCCAUUUGGGAGGCAUUAGAUAGGCGUAUAAAUGCAACGUCUCCAUCAAAGCGCAGUAAGGCAGAGGAGGACUUCAAGAAGGUGGCGGUCAACAAAUUCCAACGAGUAUUUCCCCCACAUCGUCUUCCGUCCGGAGCCUUGUUUGAUGAAAUCGAGGAGUCUGUUUUAGAUAAAAUAAGGCCUGCUCCGCUGCAGGCUAGAGCGCUGCGAAUAGGACCACCAACUCCUGUUGCCCCGCCAGCCAAGCGUAGGCCACCACCAAAUGCGAACAAAGAGAAAUCAGUGCCCAAGGCUGUUGCUGCGGAGGGAUCUACUAUAAUAGCGACUGAGGGAUCAUCAACAAAGAAAUACGAGAGAAGGACAAAAGUGACAUGUACCGUUUGCAGUAAAGCUAUCGCACGCAAGACGGAUGACGUGUCGAGGGAAGGAUAUAAGCCUAUGUGUCGGCUGUGCGCUUUUGAAGCAAGAAAAGCAGCUCGAGCCUCAGCGAAGGCUUAUGCCGCCUCCGUUGCUGCUUCUCGAGGCCCAACACCAGGCCUCCAAGUGGAAGUAGUUGUCCCACGACCCCCUCACACCACAACACCGGGUCACACAUACAGCUACUAUUCAACAUACCUCCCUCCGCAGCAGCGACCCCCAUACGCCCCCGUCUAUACGCAAUCACCAUACCGCAGUAUAUCGGGAACACCUACAAAUCUCACUGCCGCCUCUACUUCUGGUUCUGCAAGUGCGUCCACACAUACUCCAGUUAACGCCGCCUCCCCUUCAAGACCGCCAACUUAUCCUUACGCUGGCACAGUAUCCUCAUACCCGUACUUUACCCCAGCGUCAGGUUCGACGUAUCCAACAAGACCAUAUGGUAUCCCGGGGUAUUACAAUGCACAGUCCGCUCAAGAAUGGGCUCGAUCAACGUUUAUCACAACUCCUGGAGUGCAUUCACCAGAAUUACCAAGAGUCCCGCUUUCGACAGACAGGACCCCCGUCACUCCCACACCCCCAAACCCGGCCUCUACUUCUACUUCUGCUCCUGCUCCAACCUCAAAACCAAUGCCCAUCGACCCUACUCUUGAGGAACCACAUGCAUAA